Messenger RNA from Suillus clintonianus, 436 nucleotides. RefSeq lists its product as uncharacterized. Bases 112 to 330 code for a protein of 72 amino acids. Lineage: Eukaryota; Fungi; Basidiomycota; Agaricomycetes; Boletales; Suillaceae. The record is from RefSeq and is a predicted model, not a curated record. The transcript has 2 exons.
CUAAACGAGAGGAACUUGACACGAACUCUCAAUGUGAUCUCCUAGAAGAAGGUAGGAAACCCGACGAACUUGAGACCAACUCCGUGACUUAUAUUUCGUACGUUACACGCGAUGGCCUUGUUAUUCCUGAAGGUAUCACUAAGAAGCGCGAUGAGCUGGAUACUGGCUUUUUCUCAUUUGCUUUCUACGACUGUCCAUGUGGCGUUUGUAAAACGUUCACAUCUGCACCAGACAAGAAACGCGAGGAGUUGGAGACCACUUUCGUGGACUAUGAUCCGCGCGAGGAGCUCGCGGCGGCUAUUGAUUACGUCGGCUAGGACAACAGACUAGUACUACAUAACAGAAACAGACGGGCGGGAGAAAAGGAAUACACCGAUAAAUGACGUCGGUAGAAGACUACUAGGCACAAAUAUUCAUAUCAAGCUCAUAUGUCGAC